AUGUCUGUCCAGAAAUGUCUACUCCUAGUUCUUCUCGUAGCCUCGGUUGCAUUGGGCCGCACUGUUGUCAACUUGGAUCAACGAACGGGCCGGUUGGAGAAAAGGAUUCGCGUGCCAUUAUUUAAAGACCCCCUGAACCGAGUUAUUAACAUUGACGAUAGGCAUUACAAGGACAACUUCCCUGGCGGAAUCCAUAAGCACCCCAAAAACGAGAAGAACGGGUUCGCGAAAAAGAAAUACUUCACCAAGGAACAAGAAGAGGCGAUCUUCGAACAACACCAGAAGGUGAAUUUGGCGAAGGAAAAACUUGACGAGGCGAUUGCGAAGCAACAACAGAGUCGAAAUUCGGGGAGUGAAGAAAGGGCUAAGGCUCAAGAGCGAGUUGAUUCUGCGCAGAGAAAACUCAUCGAAGAGAUCACAAAACUUGAACAGCUUCGAGGUGGUAACUGAGACAAUGUAAUUCGGAAUUCGGCAAGACGACAUAUCCCG
Messenger RNA from Puccinia graminis f. sp. tritici CRL 75-36-700-3, 489 nucleotides. RefSeq lists its product as uncharacterized. The coding region runs from base 1 to 450 and encodes 149 amino acids. The record is from RefSeq and is a predicted model, not a curated record. The transcript is spliced from 2 exons. NCBI's taxonomy places the organism in Eukaryota, Fungi, Basidiomycota, Pucciniomycetes, Pucciniales, Pucciniaceae.